Molecule: messenger RNA, 1801 nt
Organism: Pocillopora damicornis (cauliflower coral)
Lineage: Eukaryota; Metazoa; Cnidaria; Anthozoa; Scleractinia; Pocilloporidae
Product: flavin reductase (NADPH)
Molecular function (GO): riboflavin reductase (NADPH) activity; biliverdin reductase [NAD(P)H] activity
Source: RefSeq, a predicted model, not a curated record
CUACCUUCUUGCGACACACUGUUUGGUCUUUCACAACGUAGGAAUCAAAAUGUAAACACCCUAACCGGUUUAUCAUGGCGGCCGAACUACUCUUUCCCAAGCUGGUGAUUUUUGGGGCGUCAGGGCCAACUGGACGUCAUUUGGUACAACAAGCAUUGAAUAAAGGUCACUUGGUUUCCGCUGUUGUAAGGAGUCCGGACAAAUUUGACAUCAGACAUGAAAAGUUGGAAGUCAUAAAAGGAGACGUGUUUGACUCUGAGUCACUAAAUCCCAUUCUUCAAGACAAAGACGCUGUAUUAUCUUGCCUUGGUGCACAUGGAACAAGUGUCUUUAAGCACACAACUUUGUACUCAGAGUCAAUGAAGUCAAUAUCAGCAGCGAUGGAGAGGAGUAACGUGGAUAGAUUAGUCUGCGUAACAUCAUGGGGCACUCAGAAAGAACCAGGAAAUCCUAAACUUAUGGAGUACUUGCUCAAGCCGUUGAUGAUGGCCGGAUUCAUACAUGACAUGGCGUUGAUGGAGAGGAUGCUCAUGGAAACAAAUUUGAACUACACCGUUGUGCGUCCUCCAGGAUUAAAGAAUGAUCCGGCCAAAGGAGAUUACUCAGUACAAGAAGGGCAGAUUGUCCCAAACACGUCAUGGUUCAUACCAAGAGCCGAUGUUGCAGACUUUAUGUUAUCGUCGCUUAAUACCCCGGAAUGGGACAGAAAGUGCGUGGCCAUAGGCAGCAAGUCAUGAAACGUGAUGUACGGCAAUGUUUGAUAUAUGACUGAAACUGACAAACAAAAUCACGGAUAAAAUUACACCACAACGUAUCCUGGGUUUAGAAACAGAUGCGAGUGACUUAACGGAAAAUAAACAUACGCUCUCGCUGAAGAAUGAACAAGAAAAGUCAUAACAUAUACUGCAGUAGGUACCCCCCGUGUAGGAUAGAGAAUGACAUCAAGCACUUUUACCUUCCUUUGAAUCACGAGUUAAAUUCAUCAACUAUACCAUCACACUGACUUUUUCGUAUUGAUAUGAAGUUACGUUUUGAAGGAAACACGACAGUGGCGACGGUGGAGAGGGAAAAUGGUAUUGUCAUUUUGAGUCAUUUGCGAAUGCGGUUCAGCUUCGACAUUCUGUAAUUUCGAACAGAGCGCGAAUUACUUCAAUAGAAAUGUAAAGUUUAAGAUGUCAUUGCACUAUUUAUCGUUGAUAUUAUUACAUCAGGGCUUCCUGUAUUAUCAAGAUAUCUAAAGUACUUUAAGUAUUUACUUUGUGGUGCUAAAGGACGAGAUCACUUUAAACCGAUUCGAGGAGUGAUCUUUGAAGUAAACUCGCAGAGUUUUAGUGAAACGAUUUGUAGUGUGCAUAACGUCUUUUCUUGGGAAGAAAGCUUCCCAGAAACAUAAAGUUUGUUAAAAAUUAAGUCUAUGUAUAGGUGGUUAACUUAAAAAAACAAAUGCUCUGUCGAGAGGUGCACUCCAAACAGGCUCCCUACCUAUUAUGUUCUAAGAUCAUCUAAAGCCUUUUUCAGACGUUCUCUUCAGACACUUUUUUUUAGCUCAUUCAUGUGCUUGCACAAUGAAUGAGUAUUGUGAGGGGCCAAGAUGUGGACUCUUUUUGUAGACACUUUUUGUAGACAUUUUUUGUAGACACUUUUUGUAGACCCGUUUUGUAGACGGAAGUAAAUCGGACCGGAAGUGAUUUGUGAUGUUCCUCACCACCCCUCCCCCGUUCGUCUUAAUUAAAGUCCAAAUAAACUUCGAACUCGCUCCAAUCAGCAAGUGCAAAGAAUAAAAUAAAUCACAAUUAAUGUU